Molecule: messenger RNA, 1084 nt
Organism: Nannospalax galili (Upper Galilee mountains blind mole rat)
Lineage: Eukaryota; Metazoa; Chordata; Mammalia; Rodentia; Spalacidae
Gene: Ppp1r42
Product: protein phosphatase 1 regulatory subunit 42
Exons: 8
Coding region: 77-1084 (335 amino acids)
Molecular function (GO): protein binding
Source: RefSeq, a predicted model, not a curated record
GAAAAUAAAAUCUGAACUUACUUUUGGACAUGGUGUCAAAACAGUUUUUGCUGAGAGUUUGACUUAUACAGAAACCAUGGUUCGACUGACUUUGAACUUAAUCACCAAAAACAGCAAUCUUAAACCCCGGAAAGAACAAAACAUUGCACAAUCCCUGAAGAAAAUAACUCACAUAAAUUUUUCCGACAGAAACAUAGAUGCAAUUGAUGACAUUUCUCUUUGCAAAAACCUUAAUGUUUUAUAUUUAUAUGACAACCAUAUUAGUCACAUCACUAACCUGAAUUAUACUACAAAUCUGACCCACCUGUACCUGCAAAACAACUGUAUUUCAUGUAUUGAGAACCUCACUUCACUAAAGAAACUAGAAAAACUGUACCUGGGAGGCAAUUACAUUGCAAUUAUAGAAGGUUUGGAAGGAUUAGAAGAACUAAGGGAGCUUCAUGUUGAGAGUCAGAGGCUUCCCCCUGGAGAAAAGCUUCUGUUUGAUCCAAGAUCUCUUCAGUCUUUGGCAAAAUCCCUCUCUACUUUGAAUAUCAGCAAAAACAAUAUUGAUGACAUAAAAGACUUAGAAAUACUGGAAAAUCUUAAUCAUCUAAUAGCAGUUGACAACCAACUGAUGCAUGUGAAGGAUUUGGAGCUUUUACUGAACAAGUUGAUGAAGCUAUGGAAAUUGGAUCUAAAUGGAAAUCCUGUUUGUCUUAAACCAAAAUACAGGGACAGACUGAUCUUGGUGUCCAAGUCACUAGAAUUUCUUGAUGGAAAAGAAAUUAAAAAUCUAGAAAGACAAUUCCUAAUAAAUUGGAAAGCAUCUAAAGAUGCCAAGAAAGUCAGCAAGAAAAGGAGCAAUAAAAACAAGGAUUUAAGCAACUCCUACAUAAGUAAAUUUGAAACAGUGCAUCACAUAGUUCCUGUUUAUUACCCACAGGUGGGUAAGUCAAAAGUAGUCUUUUUCUCUGAUGUACAGAGAUCUCUUGCAAGUGGGAAUGCAGCUACAGAAAGCUCUCAAGAAGAUAAAACUGAAAUUAUUGAAGACAUGGGGAAUCUCUCCUUGAAGGAAUCCAAAAGCUCACUAACAAAAAAAUGA